Messenger RNA from Procambarus clarkii (red swamp crayfish), 1069 nucleotides. NCBI's taxonomy places the organism in Eukaryota, Metazoa, Arthropoda, Malacostraca, Decapoda, Cambaridae. The record is from RefSeq and is a predicted model, not a curated record.
UAAAAGGGGAGCCUGCGGCGAUAGUGGUCCCAUUCUCGGUGUUCCCUCCGUCAGUGUCACUCCUGCAGGCAGGUCCUCCUCCUCCUCCUCCUCCCAGCCUUCGACCCGCGCAAGUCCUCCUAUACCGCCAGCAGCAUGAGUAUGGCCCCCGGGGUAUCCUUGGUGGUGGUGGUGGUGGUGGUAGGCCUAGCCACCAGCCUCGUCACGCCUGACACUGACCACCAAUACAGUAGGCCUACACUCCACCUCCUCACACCUGACAGUGGCCACGACUACAGUAGGCCUACAGUCCUGCGUGAGCUGGACCAGCUGGUGAUCCCUCUGUCUACUCUGGUGGGAGCACCUCCCACGGUUCGCCCAGGCAACGAAAAGAGAGCUGUUCGCAGGUUCCGAACCACUUCCAGCUCGGAGGUGUACCAAGUGUGUACACCUAGUCGUCACGAGGUAAUUCUCCUGCUGGUGGCGCUGCACGAGGCUCGCCAGGGGCGCAAUAUGAACAAGAUCAUAAGACUCUGCAAUAGACAGACCAACGCUGCGGACAUCGAUACCAACAUCAGAUUCCUGGGAUAAAAGAAUGCCCCGGGACCUCAGGACACCAACACCACAUUCCUGGGAUAAAAGAAUGCCCCGGGACAUCAGGACAUCUACACCAACAUCGCAUUCCUGGGAUAAAAGAAUACCCCGAGACAUCAGGACAUCAACACCACAUUCCUGGGAUAAAAGAAUACCCCGAGACAUCAGGACAUCAACACCACAUUCCUGGGAUAAAAGAAUACCCCGAGACAUCAGGACAUCAACACCACAUUCCUGGGAUAAAAGAAUGUCCCGAGACAUCAGGACAUCAACACCACAUUCCUGGGAUAAAAGAAUACCCCGAGACAUCAGGACAUCAACACCACAUUCCUGAGAUAAAAGAAUAUCCCGGGACAUCAGGACAUCAACACCACAUUCCUGGGAUAAAAGGAUAUCCCGGGACAUCUAAACCAAAAGACAACAUAUUUUUUCGGUUGUUGGACUUUUUUGCUGUAAAUAAAUAAAAAAAAAUAUCAAUAAAAUUUAUGAGAUCGUG